Patella vulgata (common limpet) is the source of this 10512-nucleotide messenger RNA. Its product is annotated as PDZ domain-containing protein 2. Gene Ontology annotation, molecular function: protein binding. Bases 148 to 9552 code for a protein of 3134 amino acids. The record is from RefSeq and is a predicted model, not a curated record. Lineage: Eukaryota; Metazoa; Mollusca; Gastropoda; Patellidae. The transcript is spliced from 7 exons.
ACUGACGUCCAAGCGGAUAAAAAUAAUGUGCCUAUACCACCAGUCCGUAAAGCUAAAUUAGCGCGUUUACAGAGAUCAUUAUCGGAGGGACCUACAGCAUCAUCGAUUGGAUCAAAAACUCCACCACCCAGAACACACAGCGUCAACAUGGAGUCAGAAAGCACAGAAUCAGAUUUUUCAGAUUUCGAUCAUAGUCUUUUUUCGCAGAGAAAUCUGAGUUCUCCCCCCUUGAAACACAACACAGAUAAAUCAGAACAAUUUGAUAUUAUUCCACAAGAUGGACGGGGCCAAAAUAUCGUUUAUUCUUUCCACGGAGAAGGGGAGCAAAAAACUAAUAAUCCACAAAGGAAACAUCGACAGUAUAUUGUCAAUCCUGACGACAGUGAUUCUGCUCCGGGACUUUCCAGGAAUUAUUAUCCUAUGGAUAAAGGUUCGUCUAUCAUGCAAAAUGCGAACUUAACUACCGAUUCUAGUUCCUACGAAAGCACGACGGACACCGAAUCUGAAAUAGCGUCUCCGGUUCGCGACACUAUAUAUGGAUUACGUUAUCGGAAGUUUCACAGUAGGGAUAACGCGGACUAUAAAAGUGACGAGGAUGGAUUAUCCGAUGUUGAAACGGUCGAACAAUUAAUGCUUCAUAGAUUGCCAGGAGAAAAUCUGGGAAUGAUAUUAGGGGUUGAGGCCGGAAAAAAGGGGUCUAGUAGAGUGCAAAAGGUUAUUGUUAAAAGUGUUACUUUAGGGGGUGCUGCUUAUCGAGCCACAGGAGGUUCACGGGGAAUCCGGGUCCGAGACGAAAUUCUGGAAGUGAAUGGUAAAGUCCUUGCUGAUUUAACUCAUGACGAAUGUGUAACAGUGUUUCACGAGAUGCCGUUACGCGUUGUGUUAUCCGUUAAACUACACACCAUGCCUAAACAAUCCCAGCAUGCAUUUCACGAGAGGUUGGGACCGUUGACUAGCUGGCCGCGAUAUAACGGAUACAGAUCAUCAGAAAUGUCAGAUACAGAGAGUGAAAGUGAACAGCCGUCAGGGUUUAAGUUACGGGAUAUUGUCAUACACAAGACGAGUAAAGAGAAUCUAGGAAUCAGUAUCGUACCAAGUUACGGAUCAACAAGAGAAUAUUACCAGGUAAAAAGAUUGCUACCAAGUGGUGUAUGUGCUCGUGAUCGUGAAGUACAUGUAGGAGACCGACUAGUGGCUUGUAAUGGUCAAACUUUAAAAGGUGUCACUCAAAAUGAAUGUUUGAAUAUUCUGAAAACGGCAGGAAAUGAUUUGACUUUGACAGUUUUAAGUCAAGUGCCUCGUGAAAGUUUAAAUAUGGAUUUUAACCUCGAUGGUAGAGAGUCGACGGCCAGCCUUGAAACAAAUAAUAACGUAGCAAACGGGGACGAUUUAAAGCAGAAGUCAGAUCACGGGUUCUCUAGUUCAAAAUCAAACGCGAAUGUUGUGUUUGCCCAGAAAAAUGUGAAAUUAACGUACAGUCAACCUUUUGUAACAAACCACGAUGACUCCUUGAAUUCAAGUAAUUCGUCUUCUGCUCUUAAUAACACAGGGUCAGCGAUUGGUCAAUAUGAUCAGCAUAUUCUCGAUUUAACAGGUGGAACAAAUACGCGAUUAAAACAUGACAUGGAUUCGUUUACAGAUGGAAAUUUUUUGAUCGGUGCCAACAGCUCAUUCGUAAGUUCCACCAUGGAUAUUCCACCACCUGCGGAGUUUUCGGAUGAUCCUCUUUCGCAAGGAGAGAGCGAAACCAGCACGUUGAACAAUUCGGGUGAAAUUAAUGUUCCUGUGACAAACAUUGACGAUUUAUUGAACUCUUCAACAAGUACACCCAUUCAUACUGCCGUGGCCUCCAGCAAUAAUUUCGAUAAACAUUUUCCAGAAAAUGAUGAAUUAUUGAUAAUUGAAACAAAUGAACCAAACAAUUCAGGUGUCAGAGGUGAGCAAGUUGUAAGGUCUGGCAAUGUUCCGUCUGCCGGUGUGAGGAACGUUGGAAAUUAUGUGAACAGUGGAAAUACUUUGCAGACGGAAAGUGAAACCUCUCCUUGUGGUAAACCGUUGGACUUCCAAACUCGUGUAUCUAAUGUAAUUGAAGACGGGAAACAAACAACGUUAUUUGAUGUUGGAGUAAAAUCUGUUUCUCAAGUUCAACAGACGUGUAAGAGUGUCAAUAUUGACGACUUCUUAUCUCCAGAUUCAACAAAUAAGGUGGUAGAAACGGCAUCAAAGUACAGGUCAUCGAAGGACACAUCCACGAGAAAUGAUAAUCAGUUUGUCAGUCAUGGUCGAAAUUUUUCUGCUGUUGAUAAUACGAUUAAAACAAAACAACAAGAACAGACCCCCAUUCAUCAAAUACAGUCGUCUGCUAAUAAUGUCACAACAGUGCAAGUUGGAUUUAUCUCCCUUGAACAAGAAACUUUGAUAGAUGAAGGAUUAGUAACUAAAGUACCUGUUGUCAAUGAAAAUUUAUUUAAAAAAAGGGAUUCGCAGCCAAUUGAAAAUCAGGUGACAAAUAUUGUUGUGAACGAGGCACCAAGAAUAACAAGAGUCGACGUCGGUUACGAACAUUCAAGCAAUUUACAGAAACAUCAGAGACCUACAAAACUUCCGGGUUCCACUUUGUUUAAUGUUGAUGGCGAUGCUAAAGAUAGUAACACCGCUCAUAUAACUUUCGAUAACCAAUCAGAUUCUCCUAAAUUAUCCCCAGUUGCAUCACCAAGGCGACAUCUUCCUAAGUCAGAUUUUAAAAAUGUCUCACAUGGUGUUGAAACGGAUUUUGGAAAACUUAAAACGCCAACCACUGCAGCUCCACCAAAACCUGUCCCUAGACGAUCACAUCCUCCUAACAAAAACAACAAUACAGAGUUGUCACCAUCUUUGAACAGAGCAUCGCUUGUUCCGGCGGCCCAACCAAACGCCACCAUUUUGAUUGAUUCUGGCCAGCCGGAACAAUUAAACAAUGUCCAAUCAGAUGCAAGGACAGCAGAAUCAACGAAUGUACAGCCAGUCAUGGCUGUGCAUAAGAAAUCAACAACAAUUGAAGUGCAAUCGAAACCCCAGCGACCCAAAACAUCGAAAGCUGACCGAAGUGAUCGUAGUGAUAGAAUAAACGUGACAACAUACCAGAAUGUUCCGGUCAAGCUAGCGAGACCAGCUGACGAAGAGGAGACAAUUCAACCAAUGGCAUUUGUUCAGGAUGAACUAGGAAAUCGUAGUUGUGUCGCAACCCCACCAAGAACACCACAAAAACAGAAACACAAAGAUCAAAACGCGAAAAAUGAUUUGUCAGAAAUUCUUCUCCAAUUAGUAAAUGUAGGCUCUGGUGCAGACAGUGCUAAAUCUGAAACUUCUUCAGAAUCUGCAUCCAUUGUUGACGAGAGUCCAAUCGAGCGCAAAAAAGUGUCUCGAGAAACUGUUGAAGCUGUUUUAGGUGCCUUUUCUAAAAUCAUACCUAGCCUUGACAAAGACCAACCCAAAAAGUCAAUAUUUCAGAAAGCCGUUUCUGACAUUAUUGACGAUAUUGAUGAGAAACAAGAGAGCGAAGAGACACAAAGAAAAUCAGAUUUAAACACACCUGUAUUGACCAAUCAGCAGCCUGUUGUCACUUUGCAUAAAAGAUCAACAACAAUUGAAGUUCAGUCAAAACCACCACGUCCCAAAACAUCAAAAGCCGACCGAAGUGAUCGUAGUGAUAGAAUAAACGUGACAACAUACCAGGAUGUUCCGGUCAAGCUAGCGAGACCAGCUGACGAAGAGGAGACAAUUCAACCAAUGGCAUUUGUUCAGGAUGAACUAGGAAAUCGUAGUUGUGUCGCAACCCCACCAAGAACACCACAAAAACAGAAACACAAAGAUCAAAACGCAAAAAAUGAUUUAUCAGAAAUUCUUCUCCAAUUAGUAAAUGUAGGCUCUGGUGCAGACAGUGCUAAAUCUGAAACUUCUUCAGAAUCUGCAUCCAUUGUUGACGAGAGUCCAAUCGAGCGGCAAAAAGUGUCUCGAGAAACUGUUGAAGCUGUUUUAGGUGCCUUUUCUAAAAUCAUACCUAGCCUGGAUAAAGCCCAACCCAAGAAGUCAAUGUUUCAAAAGGCUGUUUCUGAAGUUAUUGACGACAUUGAGGAUUCUGACAGGGAAGAUAACUCUAAUGUGCAUGAAAAUAUGAGUGUUAAAUCAUUAGUUAGUGAUACCGUAGAUCACGUCAAAAGUGAAACGAUUUCUGAUCGGAGAAAUAUGAACAGACAUCAAAACCAACCUCGUCAAAAUGCAUCGGAUCAGUCGAGUAGUGUUAAAAUUGAUUCCAAACAUUUAAUUAAAAAUGAUUCAGAAAAUAUAACUCGCCAACGUGCAACAUUUACAAAAUCAGAACAAUCUAUAAAAACAUUAUCAGAAAAUACAAUCGCCGAAAAAACAAAUUUACCAAAUCUACGCCAACAUCAAAAAUCAACUGUUGUAACUGAAUCACAAACAACAAGUGUUGCUCAAAAACCUGUAUCAUUGAAUCUGAAAAAUCAAUCUUCAGUUAAAACAGAUUCAAUUAGAACAGAUCCUGUUAGAACAGAUCCAAUUAGAACAGAUCCUGUUAGAACAGUUCCCGAUACAACAGAUUCUUGUAGAACGGAUUCCGAAAAACCAAUCACGAAGAAACCACUAUCUUUAAAUAUUAAACAAACAUCACCUAAGAAAUUCUCAACAUCCCCUCAUGUAACAACCAUUAGGACUCAGCCGGGAUCUUACUCGACUAUCAAAACUUCAUUAACGUCAUUCUCGUCUAAGACCCCUAAAGCUGAUUAUCCCAAGAGACGCACUGAUGAUGGCCCGUUUCAGAUCGAUGUGUUGAAAGGAAUAGCAGGACUGGGAAUUAAACUGUCUGUUGGUCAAGAUGGUCUGGCCAAGGUCACGAAUAUACAAACAACCGGACCAGUUGCCAAGAACGGCCAAAUGAGAGUUGGUGAUUAUGUUCUGUCCAUUAAUUCAACAGUUUUAACCGGCCAAUCAGAUAAUAGAGUACAACAGAUAUUACGUCUUCUGCCUCGGGGAUUAUCAAAACUUGUCAUUUCUACAAAACCACCGGAUGUUACUACUGAUAAAACUGGUCCGUUAACAAUUGACACUGAUACAACACUAGACGAUAGUAUGGAGCUUUCACCAGGAUCUCCUGCAAACACUGGAUUUACUAAAUAUGGUGUUCGUCUUUCCCCUAAACCAUUCUCAAGUCUUGGAGCACAAAGUUCUCCAACAACUGCCAAGUCUUUUGCAGAAGGAUUAGCUGUGAUAAAAGAGGGUAAAUUCUCGCCUGUGGCGGCACCAACGUAUCGUAAAGUUUCGAUAGAUAAACAAUCUGAAACUCAUGUGGAAUUUCCCUUCGAUAAGAAUGCCCCUGAUGCCCCGUCAACCCCUGCUACUAACGGAACCACUAAUGGUGCUUCCAUUUCUAACACACCGGGAGAAAAUAUUGACUCUGUGAAAAAGGUUAAUACUGACAUACUUUCAUCCAGUGCUAAAAACGGGCAUGAGGAAGAAAUCGCAAUUAAGACUGAUUUAUCAUCUGCAGACAGUACACCCAGUCUUUCACCUCGGUCACCAAGGUUGGAUGAAACAGAUUCAAAGCCAAGAGUCUCUCCCAAAACUUCUCCUAGGCAAGAAACCACAAAAGUUCAUGCUACCCAAAUUUUUGUGGGCAAGGAAUCCAAAGAAUCCAAACUUGGAAUCGAUAUACCUAAAUCAAGAGCCGAGAGUAAAAUUAUUGCUGCAACUUGGGGGAAAGAAAUAGAUGAAGACACUCUUCCUCAAUCUGUGAAAAGUCCACCUCCAGUGGCACCUAAACCUAAAUUACGAGCUCCUAAACCUGUCCCUGAAGUUCCCCAAGAGUCUGCAGUUUCAACACGACAGAAAGAGAAAUCACCUGGUGCUGAAACACUCAAACUAACAGACAAGUUGAAAAAGUUUGAAACUGAAAUUCAAAGACAGACCGAUUUAGCCAAACCUGCUGCUCCACCAAUUACAUCACGUAGAACCUCUUCCAGUUCUGAACACUCCACAGCUUCCAUAAGAUCAACUUCUCCCGAUCGGGAUGUCUUCUUUCAAGAUGAACGCAAAGCCCCUGAAGUUAAAUCACGAUCUUAUGCACAGGAUAAACAUUCUCCACACAUGGUUUUCACGACAACCGUAUCAAAUAAGGGAGAUUUAGCCACAGAUCAGAACCGUGCCUAUUCUAUGAAGAUUGCCAACACAGACAACACAACUGAGAUAACAAGGACGGAAAUUAGGAAACAAUCUGUAGAAGAAAAUCUGUCCGCCCCCAGGAGAAGAACAUCUUCAUCCACCCAAUCACCAUUAUCCCCCAGUAGCCCAUUUUUCCAAGACCUUUCAGAAAAACCUGCCAAAAUCAAUCCUGUUAAGUUGAACAGGGCUCUAGCUCCCAAAGGCAGUCCUCAAAAUCAGAAUGUUGAAAUCAAAUCAACAGUAAAAUUAACAGCUCCCUCAUAUCUCCCAUCCGAAUCUAAGGGCAAGAAACCAAGUCAGCAAUCAUGGUUCGCAGGUAAGGAGUCCUCCAGUAGCAUGUCCAAUGUUGAAUGUACGUCUUCACCGUCUAAUGUUGUAAGCACAAAACCACACCUUGUUUACCAAUCACCUGGUAAACCUUCGCAAUCUCUCACUUCACCAAAACAAAGCACUAAAUCACCAGAACUUGUCUCCGGCACUAAGUCAGAUUUGGACAAUUUGCUCUCAAAAGAAUCACCUUCUUCGUCUGAAAUGAAGGUUGAAUAUGUCAGCCCUAAAUCUAAAUCUACCGAUGAAGAAAAAAGGAAGUCACUAACUGACCAGUUUGACAGCCUCUUGAAUCUGGAUUCUGGUAACCAAGAUGGUAUAGUUGCUGCUACUGUUGUGCAUAUUGAACCAAAAACCAAAAUUGUUUCCGAACCAGAAUAUUCCCAGCAGGUCACUGAGAAAGAAUCACUGAUCGAUAACAACACACCAGUGAUCCUUGAUGAUAUCCAAGUUGAAAAAGUAGUGAUGGUUGAGUCAUCACCACCAGAAAAUCAAGAAGAUGCAUCAAAGGUUCAAGAUGAAACUAACCAAGAAGCAGCAGCAACAGAGAUGCAACAGCUUCACUCUGAAAAAGCUGGUGAUAAAGAACCUGGUCAUGGAGAUGUUUUGGAGAAUAAAGAUGUGGAAAGUUCACUCGUUGAUUAUCAAUCUGCUGAGGAGGGAGAUGAAGUGAAUGAGGAUCAGAACCUUCUGUCAGAAAGUGUGGUGGAACCUUUUGCAGCUGCUCUGGUAGAAAAAGUAAUCGAUAGUGCUAAAGACUCUUUUUUGACUUCAUUGGCAAAUGGAGAAAUCCAGUCAGAGGAGAAUGGUAUUUCAGAAGAAGUUGGAAAUAAGGAAACUAUAGAAUGUAAUCAUGAAAUGGAAAUUGUUGACAGGGAAGUCGAAGAAUCUUUUUCUCCUGUUUCUGCCGAAGUGAAUCAAAGCAAACCAGAUAUUAUUAAUGAUGUUGUUGAUGGUGGUCAAUGCCCAUCUGAAUUGUCAAACAAUCUUCAAAAUGAUCAUAUUAUUGUUCAGAACAACAUAUCAGUCCCUGAAACUGCCGACAGCGAGAAAUCUCCCUCUCCUCCCCCAUUACCUGAUGCCCCUCCUCCACCACUUCCCUCCUCCCCUCCCCCGCCAAUGAUGUCAAUUCCUCCUCCUGUAUCAAUGAUGGGAAGCAUUGAAGACCCCCCAGAUUUAGUUGAAUUUAUGUCAAAUGAUUUAAUCCCAACAUUGAAGAUGGACGAUUUACCAAAACCAGAUCUGGUUACUGAUAAUUCUUUCAUGCAAGAAGAAGAAGAAAUUGAAAUAGAGACUGUAACGAAUGUGUCGUCUGUUCCUAAUAUGAUUGGAGUAAUCUCCCCUGAUAAAUUACCCGACAAUCAAAGUGCAAUAACCGUAAACAAUGAAAUUGAAAGUAGUUCUGUGAUCCGUGUCGAUAAAAAUGAAUACCAGAAAAAUGUGAACGGUUUUGAUAAUAACGAAACUAUAAACAGUAAUGUUGAUACCUUAGUUGCCACGGAAACUAUGAGUAGCAAUACUGAUACUCUUGUUACCACAGAAACCGAAGGUAGCAGCGUUGAUCCUUUGGAUUUUGUGGAAAAUAAUUAUAUGUCAAAUUCUGCAUGUGCACCUGAGCAUGAAGAUCUAAGUGUUGUAUCAGCCUACGACACCAUGGGGGCCGCCGAUCAACGCGUCACAAAAAAUUCUGCCAUUAAUGUUGAUAUCACAAAUGACUCUGUUAGCACCAAUGUAAAUAAUGUUCAGAUCGAUGGCAAAAACGAUUUAUUAGACUCAAAUGAAAAUUUAUUUUCUGCUAAGCCUGUAGUUGUCUCCCCUGUUUCGGAAAGGCAGAGCAACAUGUCAGAUAUAUCAAAUAUAACAAAUAACUCUACUACUUCAUCCAAUCAGGUUUCAAGUUUCCAGCAAUCAUUGCCCAGUACUGACCAAAACAACGAAGAAUCAGCCAAAAUAUUUUCAUCGACUCCAGCACGAGGUCAAGGAACACAGCAGUUAGUGACAAAGAAUAUCGAUAUCGAUAGCUCGAUUAAAUCUGACACUUCAAAUGUAAGCACGCUACUAGAUACCAGUGAAUACGUAAAUAUAUCAAUAACGAGCAACGGACCCAAUAUAACCAACGAGGCUUUCAAAGUAUCAUCAAGUAAAAGAGACUGGUCGUUCUUAUCAAACGAUAAAGAUUCUAGUGUUCUAGAAGGUAAAGCCAACACUUCCUUCGAGUUUCUCGAUUUUUCGAACAUUUCUCUGAUUGAACCAGAGGAACUGAAAAGACUGGUUGAUCUAGCCAAUCAAACGAUGGAUAAAACAGGGGGCUCAAUCCACGAUCAAAUUAUUGUAGCUCUAUUACAUCGAAACCAACCAACAGAUAAAGUUGGAUUAGAAUUGAAGAAAGGAUCACAUGGCAAGAUUCUCGUAUCAGGAUUAAGUGAAGAUGGUUUAGCAAGCGUUGAUGGUAAAGUACAUGUAUUAGAUUGUUUAUUAUCUGUGAAUGGUAAAUCUGUAGAUGAUAGAACUAUACAAGAUAUACAACAAGCUUUAGAAACACCAUGUCUAACAGUUGUACUAGUACUGUCCAGGGGAGAUAACUCCAAACACUUGUCUUUAAACAUUUCUAAAGAUUCUGAACCUGUUAAAACAUCCACUAUUCCGAUGACCCCAACUACGCCCACCACACCAUCUUAUAGUGCAGCAAAUUACGCUGAUUACGCAACAGGUGAACCAGUAGAGGUUGUCAUGACGAAAGGUGUAACAGGAGUAGGGUUCUGUCUUGAAGGUGGAAUCGGAUCACCAAGAGGAGAUAUGCCAAUAAUAAUCAAAAGGAUCUUUAAAGGUGGACCAGCAGAGAAAUGUGGACAGCUUCAAGUACGAGAUCAGAUUCUACAAGUUAACGACAUGGAUUUUAGAGCGAUGCGACAUUACGAGGCAUGGAAUCAUCUCAAGUUUCUACCUGACGGCGAAGUUAAACUGACCAUACGCAGAAACACGAACUUAACGUCAACACCAACCGAAUAAAUUUCGCUUUAUAACAUAAUCUGCAUAAUGUGUUCAAAAAUAUAUUCCUAGUAUAUUUUGUUAAUGUUGACUCUUUUACGAAUUAGAUCAAAUAGGUUAUGUUAAAGCUGCCAAGUUGUCAUUUGCAUUCUUGUUCAGACAAUCUUCAACAUUUCAUGGCUUAAUCUACGUUCAAAAUUGAUUAAGAAAACAAAAACAACAGUCUUUUAUUUUUAUAAACGAUAUUUAUUCAGAAACUUAAGGGAUUAGGGAACAGGCAAAUCCUAUAUAAACCCCUCUCCCAGUUACAAAUAAAUUACACAAUAUUACAAUAAUUCUCCCAGCUUGGAUUCAGUCAGAUUUUCCAACUUCGUGUGUUUUCUCCGGGUCCUCCGGUUUCCUCCCACUGCUAAAGACCUCUAUGCGCAAGUGAAUUAUUGAAAUAAAAUUAAAGCAUAUGUUAGUCCCAAAAUGACUUAGUUUCUCUCUCUCUCUUAAUCAGAUUUAAAAUGAGACAUGGCUGAACAGAAUUGAGAUAUCUUGGACUACUAUUCCUAAUAGAGUUUCAACUUUCACAGUAUUGUAGUUGACAAGAGAAUAAACAUCCCACAAAUAACGAUCAACAGCAUAAAUUAUAUCCAUGAUGGAUUCUGCUUGUUGGCUGAUUAGGAGGGAUAAAGAAUUGGUUCUUGUUCUGAGAAGGAUAUCGACCUAUUAAUAUAUUUAUCCAUGAUUUAAUGAAGAGAAUUGAUCGUUGGUAUCUAUGGAUUUAACGAAGAGAAUUGAUCAAUUAUAUAGGAGUGGUGAAAAAUGGAAGAUUAUACGGUCCUCUUACUUGAUUUUUGUUGAUUUAACAAACAGAAUUGAUCAUUUUGUAUUAAAGAUUAAGCCUAGUUGUGUUUGUGAAUUAUUAGUGAAGUAUGAAGAAAGUAAAUUUUCUUGUUGACUUAGUAAUUAAUAUUUUUUUCUACUGAAAUAGGA